Blepharisma stoltei is the source of this 2346-nucleotide messenger RNA. The record is from the annotation of a GenBank genome assembly. NCBI's taxonomy places the organism in Eukaryota, Ciliophora, Heterotrichea, Heterotrichida, Blepharismidae.
AUGCGGUCUUGGAGAAGCAGUGAAGCAGAACCAAAAGUCCUUGGCAUGCUUUUUUCUGAGAUUUUCAGAGAUCAUCUAGAAAACCUAAAGCAAGAAGUUAAGGCACAGUCAUUGAUAUCUGAAAUAAAAAUUGAAGACUCGAAGUAUUUCGAUAACACUUUUGAAGUCUUAAUAACCGGUGAUCUAAAUUCACUUGUUUCAGCAAGCAGCGUUAUUUUUAGCCACCUCAUUGCAGAUCCUUUAAGCGAAACACAGAUGGAAAUACUUAUUCCCGAAACCAGUGUAGGAAAAAUUAUAGGCAUAGAAGGAACAAAUAUAAGCAGGAUUCGUGAAAAUUCAAGAACAAAAAUAGCUAUUAAUAAAUAUUCCCCGACAUCACAAGCAGCAAAAAUUGAUGGCACGUUUGAAGGAAUUCUUAAAGCAGUGCAACAAAUAAUUGAACUCAUUUAUGAAAAACCUAAAAGGUCAAGCAGUUUGGCAAAGCCUGCUUAUCAAAAACGGCCUAACUCAGCAGCUCCAAGACCUAAAAUUUCAAACAAGUGCAAUAGUUUCGGGGAAAAAGUUCAAAUGGAAACAGGACCAGAAAUAACAAAAAUGAUAACAGUUCCUCAAAGUGCUGUAGGAUGGAUUUUAGGAAAGCAUAAGGCUGGACUUCAAAAACUAGAAGAUAGGUCUGGAUGUGGUAUUAAUCUACAAGAUUCCGUCGUUGGAGAAAUGAUGAUAUUUGAAGUGACAGGACAGCCUAACAAGGUAAAUGCUGCUAUGGAGUUAAUAAAAGAAAGUUAUAAUAAGUUGAGGAUGAAUGAGAUAGAUCAAAAUCCUGAAGCAAGGAUCAGAAAAAAUCGAAGAAAUAAAGGAGAAUCAGAAGAAGAUGAAGAAGAAGAAAAAAAAUUUAUUCCCCGUAUAAAAAAUAAAUCAAGACUUAAUAUCCGAAGAAAUCAAAAAGUCGUUUCCCUAGUCAUUGGGCAAACAGGAUCUGGAAAAUCCACAUUUAUCAACUAUCUCACCAACUUUUUCAGAAAAGGGACUCUCAAUAAUAAAAAAAUAGCAAUACCAACAAAAACUUUUCCAAAUCAAACCGAAAGAGAUUUUAAACACACAGAAAGACUGCUAAGUUCAGAUCACUCCCAAACCAAUAAUUGUUGUGCAUAUGAAUUUGCCGAUCCUGAAAGUUCAAGCACUUUCACCUUUAUUGACUCUCCUGGCAUAGGGGAUACUAGAGGUGUUGACCAAGAUGAAGAAAAUAUCCAAAAAAUUGUAAGUGAAGUAGUAAAUUAUCCAGAUAUCAAUGCAAUUAUUAUUGUUCAAAAUGGCAGUGAAGCUAGAAAUACUACAACUGUUAAGUAUACCUUGAGCAAGCUCAAAAACUCUCUUCCGUCACUGGUAGAAAAAAAUUUAAUCCUUGUCCUUACAAACUCUGCGGUUUCUGCUAAUUUUAACGUGAAUUCUUUACAAAUAGUUCCAAGAGAAACAUUUACAAUGGACAACAAUGCUUUUAAUAUUACAAACUUACAAAAUCUUAGCAGAUCUCAGUUACAUCAAUUGCAAUUGAGCUGAAACAGUUCUAUGGAAAAAAUCAAAGAGAUAGUCGAAUUUAUAUCUAAAAUGAAUACUGUAAAUACAAAACUGUUUAAAGAAAUGUGGAGUAAUAUAAAUAUCGCUAAACAAAAUUUCCAUUUAGCAAAAUUGCAGCUUAUUAACCUUAGCAAUUUAAAGGAAAAGCUAGAAAAUGUAAGAGGACAAAGAGAAUUAUCAUUAAAUGAAGCUAUAGCAUAUCAGAAUUUCAAAAAAACUCAAACAAUUGAGCAGACUGAAUGAAUUGAUAUCCCAUAUUAUAGCACAGUAUGCUCAAAUGAUGAUUCGUUAUGCCAUGAACGAUGAGGGUUAAAUUAUACUCCUGAUAAAAAUUCCUCAAUUUUUACUGGAUGUGCAUGUAUGGGAAGAUCACCUAAUUGCACUGUAUGUAAAUGUGGACAUAAUAGUCACUAUCAUACUAACAGAAUUCCAAGAAAAGUCCAGAAAACAGUUGAAAAUAUUCUUUACGAUGUUAAGAGGCAGCAUGAUAAGCAUAAAGCAAGAGCUAAUGAAUUACAAAUAGAAGAAUCUAAUUGUGAAAAAGAUUUGAAGAAUGUAGAAAAUUCUAUAGAGGACACAAAAAGAAAAAUUAGAACGGCUGUUCAGAAUUUAAGAGAAAUUGCUCCAAAUUAUAAUAUGGCUGAAGAAAUUGAUGGGGUUCUUCAGCAGGCAAGAAUGCAGCUGAAAAUAGAAAAACUGCUAGAGCAAAGAACUAAAACAAGGCUAGUUAUAAAAGUUCUUGAAGAGAUUUAUAAUAAUCUUUUAGGAUAA